This is a messenger RNA of Nycticebus coucang (slow loris), 4987 nucleotides long. It is a transcript of the gene RAB15, whose product is annotated as RAB15, member RAS oncogene family. The coding region runs from base 1067 to 1705 and encodes 212 amino acids. The record is from RefSeq and is a predicted model, not a curated record. NCBI's taxonomy places the organism in Eukaryota, Metazoa, Chordata, Mammalia, Primates, Lorisidae. Gene Ontology annotation, biological process: Rab protein signal transduction. Gene Ontology annotation, molecular function: GTP binding; GTPase activity. The transcript has 7 exons.
AUAGACCAGACUCGCUCUCCCUUAAUGCUCAUUCUUAGGAAGAGGCAAUUUUCUCAACUCCAGAAAGCAUUUAUUUGUCUCUCUCCAGGGCUAACACUUUCAGUAGUAGUAAAUUGGGUCUAGAGAGAGGCCCAUUCAUUCUUUGGUGCCACCGGUGUAUACCGCGGUAGAGGUAUUUAGGGAUCUGAAACCGCAAAUGGACAACCCGAGCGCCUAUUCUGCACGGCUUAGAGGGAAAACAGACGUCUGUCGACACAACCACCACCAAAGGAGUUUGCAUUUUUGUGUCUGGAGCUUUUUUUUAUGAUUAUCUUUUCGCCUUGGUGAAGAAAGUCAGUAGCUACUUACCCUAUUUAAAGAAAAACUGGGCAUAGGGGAGGGCGGUGACAGAGUCACCCAGGGUCUUGGGAAGCUAGGUGGCAGAGAGGAAGAAUUCCAGCAAUACUUUCCAGUGCUCACGGAGCCUUCAGAGUAGACAAGUCCUUGAAUACAGACCCUUUUUUGCAAGGCCUUCCGACACCGGUGCGCCCAGGUGAGGACCAACCACGCGGACGCCCGGCCAGGCUCGGGCGGGAGCGAGGUGCCUCAGCGGGGCGGAGCUACCCGGGCCAGACUUGGGGUGGGAUCUGGGGAAGCUAGGGGACCAGAGGGCGAACAAGGUAGAGGCGGGCUAAGUGGGAGCUCACCCCAACGCCCCCAUUCAGAACGACCGCGGAAAAACGAAAACGUCCCUCCGGACGCUCCCGGGUCCAGGCAUAAAGGGGGUAGAGGGUGGGCGGGGGCCCCUCCGGCCUCGUCCUCGCGCUCCGGGGGGCGCUCCUGCCGCCUCUCGCAGCCGCGCAGGGGCGGGCAGGGGCGGUGUGGGCAGGGGCGGCCCCGCUCCUCCUCCCCCCGCCGCGCGAGCCCAGCCUCGCAGAGCCGGCGCCGCCUCCGCGCUCCCCAGCACAGCGCCAGCAGCCCAGGCCCGGCCCGGCCUCGGGCCUCCCGCAGCGUUCCCGGGCGGGCUCGGGCGGCGAUGGCAGCGGCUGAGCUGGGCUGAGCCCGCCGCCUGCCCGCAGCCCCAGCCAUGGCGAAGCAGUACGAUGUGCUGUUCCGGCUGCUGCUGAUCGGGGACUCCGGGGUGGGCAAGACCUGCCUGCUGUGCCGCUUCACGGACAACGAGUUCCACUCCUCGCACAUCUCCACCAUCGGUGUUGACUUUAAGAUGAAGACCAUAGAGGUAGAUGGCAUCAAAGUACGGAUACAGAUUUGGGACACAGCGGGGCAGGAGCGCUAUCAGACCAUCACCAAGCAGUACUAUCGACGGGCCCAGGGAAUAUUUUUAGUCUACGAUAUUAGCAGCGAGCGUUCUUACCAGCACAUCAUGAAGUGGGUCAGUGAUGUAGAUGAGUAUGCACCAGAAGGCGUCCAGAAGAUUCUUAUAGGGAAUAAGGCCGAUGAGGAGCAGAAACGGCAGGUGGGGAGAGAGCAAGGGCAACAGCUGGCUAAGGAAUAUGGCAUGGAUUUUUAUGAAACAAGUGCCUGCACCAACCUCAACAUUAAAGAGUCGUUCACUCGGCUGACAGAGCUGGUGCUGCAGGCCCACAGGAAGGAGCUGGAAGGGCUCCAGACGCGUGCCAGCAACGAGCUGACAUUGGCAGAGCUGGAGGAGGAGGAGGGCAAACCCGAGGGUCCAGCGAACUCUUCAAAAACCUGCUGGUGCUGAGUCCUACGUGGGGCACCCCACACAGCACCCUCGUCCCUCAGGAGGCCUGUGGGCAGGCAGGGAGCCUGGCUCCGCCCUGCUGAGGCCCUCCCAUCUGAUGACCCUGUGGAAUGCCAGUAGCUGCCACUCCCCUGCCUGGCCCUGAGAGCAGCUCUGCUGUCAUCCCCGAGCAGCCUCUUCCCUCUGCCCUGGAGAGGUCUCCUUCAGCCUCUUGCCCAGCCACAGGCCUGCUCUGACCCCAAAACAUGCUGCGGGCACCAUCUGCAGUGGCCAGAGCUGGAGUCGAGGCCACUGUGAGGCUCCCCCAUUGUCUCCCUCUGCUUGUUCUCUCUUCUCUGGCCCCGUCCCCUCCAGUGUGUUUCGCAUCAAAGCCCUCACACCCUUGCCCUGUGUGUCCUGCUGUGCGCGUGGGCGCGGAGCUCGCUUUUCUCCCUCCCGACCCUGUCUAAGGGAAUGGACCCAGGCUCACGGGGACAUGCCGUCCACUGCUCCAGGGAGAGCCCCCGCCCUAUUCCAUGGGUGGCCCAAAGGCUACAGGGUGCUACUUCCUCCUUUUCUCCCCACUGUCCCUUGCGUGCCAUGAGCCAGCCUCCCUAGUGACCUGGAGAAGCAAAACAUGGAGGUAGGAGGGAGACACCAGCCUGGGGGUCUUCAGCCUGGGGCUAUCCUACCUCUCCUUGUCCCCCUGCCUGAGCUUCGGCCUUCUUGGCUUCCUGCCUGUCUCAGUGGGGAGCUGAGCUCAGAGUCAGGUGCUUUGGAGACAGAAAAUAAGUGAUGAGGGGGGUGGCAGGGAGAAAAAGUCACCUCCAUUCUCUACCUCCCAUGCUGCGUGUACACAGUUUCUCUCCAUCUGGGCUCCUGAAUUUAAAGACGUGAACCAAGGCCUGUGAACAGAGGCAGGGAGAGCCCUGGGGGCAGUGGCACUGUGAAGUCUACCCUGCACUCCAGGGAGGGAGCGUUUGGGAUGAAGGACUAGCUGGUAGUGUCAGGUUAAGAGCAAGGGAGGGAUGGCAUUUUGCACACCAGAUGGGAAAAUAGCUGCAGCAGGACUUCCUGGGCCCCACCCCCCAUUUCUUAGGUGAAAAGAGCAUUUCCCCAGAUGUCCUGGCAGAGGACUGAGCCUAGCCUCCAGCUCUCAAUGUUCUCCUGAGAUCCACAGUUUGUGGGAGAAAGUGUGUUCAUGGGAAGAAGUGCUAGGUGCUGUUCCCGUCAGCCUUCAAGACAAGUGACCUCCUGCCCUCCAGCCCUCCAGCUCCUAAUUUAGGCUUGAGGGGGUUUGCCAGAUGCACUGUGGCUGCAGGUGGAGGGAAGAGGACUCCCUCCUCCAGUUCUCUGUGUUCUGGACGUUUCUUUAACCCAUGUGGCCCAAGAGUAGCUUGAAGGAGUUUACCAGCCUAUGAGGGUUCUGUCUCCCCUUCCCAAAGUACCAAAGGUUGAGGUCAGAGUGUUGUUCUUCCUCCAUACAUUAGCCAUGUUAUGUGGCUGGGGCUAGAGCCAAAACAAAGAACUGGGCAUUGGGCAUUCACCCACUAAGGAUUCAAGUCUAGGGCACACAUGUGAAGGGUAAGAGCCCUACUUCCUUACUGCUUCAAAUAAGGGUUGAGAUAAAACCACCAAACCUUUCCCCCUGAUUCUUACCAAACCAGGACACAGCCAGCAGGAGAGGGUGGCUCAAGAUUUAAAAAUGGGCUAGGUUGACUGGAGGAAGGAAAAGAGCCGGAGUGGUUAUCAGUCAUUGCCCAUUGAGAAAGAGCUGGCUCUUUAGGGUGGAGCCAUGACUAUGGCUGGGCUGCUUCCUCGAGGACUGACCUCUUGGGUAUCAAGCCCUUGCAGCCUCACAUGGGGUGGGGAAUGCUAGCCCUCGGCCUGCCCUCAGUCAGGAAAGAAGUAGGAGGCGCUGGUUCCCAGACCAUCAGGUGGAUCAUCUUUCUCUCCUAUCUCCCUCAAGAAAGAGGGACUAUAUUUUUACUGUACCCUGAGAGUUCUGGAAGAGAAAACAAGGAAUCUGGAUCAGUGGGCUGCUUAGCCUAGUCGGCAGCUGGGGAAAGCAAUGGGAGCAGAAGGAGACUUGGGAUUGUAGGCUGCAGCCAUGCUCACUAGGUACCAGAGUCGGCUUGUUGCCCCUAAACUCCUGCAGUCCAGGGUGUGGUCUGGGCUGUGGCCUGAGGCCCAGGCCAUUGAGCAGGCUCUCCUAUCUGUUUACUCGACACCUGCUGCCUGGAGACUCAGCCCAGCCCCAGGCCUGCCACCUGCACCCCCUCCAUCUCCCUGUGACGGGUGACCUGUGUACUGUGUCUCGGGUCCAUUAUAUGAAUUGUGAGCAGGGUUCAUCUACUUUAAACAGAUGUUUACAAAAUAAAGACUAUUUCAAACCACAGGGGUGGCUGCCUGGAUAAGUGCCUGGAUGUGAUGUGGUGGGGAGGGACAGCGCUGGUAGAACUCUAAAGCAGCAGCUAGAAAAACAAUGGGAGCAGCAAACACUCUGCCUUUGGUACCUUCCUUUGUGCCACCUGUAGGGGAACCAAAAGCAAAGUCCUCAUUGCCCUGCAGUGGGCUUAUGCUGCAGAAAUUAAGCACAGUUACUGGGAAGGUGCUAAACAUCUGUGUGAGGGGGGUCUCUUCUUUUUUAAAGAGUCGCACUCUUUUGCCCAAGCUGGAGUGUAGUUGUGCAAUCUUAGCUCAGUACAGCUUUGAACUCUUGGGCUUAAGCAGUUUUCCCACCUCAGUCUUCCUAGCAGCUAGGGUGACAGGUGUGCAGCAGCACUCCUGGCUAAUUAUUAUUAUUAUUUUUAGAGAUGGGGAGGGUCUCACUAUGUUGACAGCCUGGUCUUGAACUCCUGGUCUCAAGUGAUCCUCCUGCCUCAGCCUCCCAAAGUGCUAGGAUUAGCUGCUUGAGCUAUUGCCUGCGGGAGUUUUUAAAGCCCAGAUGGUUUUCAUUUGUUUGGGAUGGAACAGGUCUUCCUGAAGGCAUGAAGAGCGAUUGAAUAAUCUUUCAGAUGCGUGGUUAAAUUUCUCAGGGGAGCAGAAACAGACUGGAAUCUCAGGGCUGUGAAGUUGAUGGAGGCAGCAGAGAAUGUUUUGGGGUAAGGAUGGAAUGAAGGAGUAGAGGCCGAGCAGUGUGCAGGCUUUCUGCCCACUGAGCUGGGACUUCGUACUUAACAAGCACUGUGAGAAUGAGUGAAUCACAUGCCUGUAAGUCCAUGCCUAAAGUCACAAGCUUCUGGAAGAAGGCAAGUUUGAGGUAAAUUGGAGACAGGUGUUUUAGGAGGGCCUCAACAGUUU